AUGAGUGGCAGAAUUCAGAAAUCCAGUCAAAAAGCCAGCGGCUUGACUUGUAUUUGCGCUCUAUGCGGAAAGCAUCUACGAGACAAGCACUCGCUGACUCUUCAUAAGAGUGCUAAACAUUCAAGCCAAUUCCAUCCAUGUACAAAGUGUGAUGAGAGCUUCUCCCUGAAAACUGAUCUUAACAAACACAUCGAGGAGAUUCAUGGAGAGAUCAAAAACAAGUGUGAAGAGUGUAAUCGCACAUACGUCAAUCUUCAGGGUUACAAGAACCAUGUCAAGAAUUACCAUGGAACCUUCCCAUGUCCUCAUCCUGGUUGUAACCGCAAGCUAAGUACUUUGAAGAGCCUGAACUGCCACAUUGAUAUUCACGUUCGCGAAUUCCCAUGCAAAAUUUGCGAAAAAUCUUUCGCGAGCAAUUCUGUUCUUCUUGGACACAUGGAUUCCACUCACGCGGAAUACAGCUGUAUAUGUUCUGUUGAAGGUUGUAAUGCCAAAUUCGCCGUUCCCGCUUCUUUGAGAUUACAUGUUUUGCGCGUCCAUGAGACCAAAGUUCAUCCGGAGACUGUUUGCAAGCUAUGUGGCCAUGACUUCAAACGCCAUACGACCAAUCUAAGAAAGCACAUGGAAACGGUUCACUGGUUAGAUUUAUUCAAGGAAAAGUUUGGAAAGCCACGGAAAGAUGGAGAAGAUGAAGAUGUCCCUGCAAAUCAUCUUGCCCCCAUGAAACUUAGCAUAAUAGGCGCCGGCUCACAUUAG
Messenger RNA from Botrytis deweyae, 756 nucleotides. RefSeq lists its product as uncharacterized. The coding region runs from base 1 to 756 and encodes 251 amino acids. The transcript has a single exon. Gene Ontology annotation, biological process: regulation of DNA-templated transcription. The record is from RefSeq and is a predicted model, not a curated record. Gene Ontology annotation, molecular function: RNA polymerase II cis-regulatory region sequence-specific DNA binding; DNA-binding transcription factor activity, RNA polymerase II-specific. Lineage: Eukaryota; Fungi; Ascomycota; Leotiomycetes; Helotiales; Sclerotiniaceae.